GUGCGACAACAUAAAUAAUAUGUAAAGAAUUUUAUAAGAGUGAAGUCAUAAAGAAUUCAUUGAAUCCGACAUGGCGCAGCCUUGAUUUUGGUCUAAUGCCCGAUCGCCUUGAUACGUCUGUAUCCUGUUUUGUGGUGAGGAUAUGGGGUGGCAAGAAUGAUACCUAUCAGCUACUGAUUGAGUGGAAAGUCACUCUAGAUGGACUCAAAUAUUUGGGCCAGCAGAUACAUGCUCGUAGCCCGAAUGAAAUCAUUUUUGGGCUGAACGAUGGCUAUUAUGGAGCCUUGUACGAGCGAAAGGGUGUCCCAGAAAUCCAAAAGAAUCUGCAAGUGGAUCCAAAUUGUGUGCGUAACUCAUAUGAUGUCUUCUCUUUGCUAAG
Messenger RNA from Thamnophis elegans (Western terrestrial garter snake), 379 nucleotides. Its product is annotated as UV radiation resistance-associated protein-like. The transcript is spliced from 5 exons. The record is from RefSeq and is a predicted model, not a curated record. The annotation marks the transcript as partial. Lineage: Eukaryota; Metazoa; Chordata; Lepidosauria; Squamata; Natricidae.